UUUCAUACUUUAUUUUCUUUGAUUAAAUGAACGAUUUGUUAGCUGCGGACUUGCGGACUAUAUAAAAUAUAUAAAUUAUGAUGUAUUUUCAUUCAUUAUACAACUUCAAACAUCGAUUAAAAAAUAAAAUAAAAACUCCAAUCUACUAAUUGUCAAUCUAGUAGAGAUGGCUCCUUGUUAGACAAAGGUGUCGUUUAUUAGCAUUAAAUUUUGGAUUUUCCAAAAUAGCCAAAUUUAUUUAAAGUACCACAAAAUAGUCAAACCUAGACAAGUAUAGCCACCUAAUAAUUUUUUUAUUUAAUGAUACAAUACACAUGAUAUGAUCCACAUGGCCAUCAUGUCAUCAAAGCAAAGGAAUUAUUUGUAUUGAUAUAGCCGACGUCGCGAACACGAGAAUCUCCUAGAGAUAGUGCAUGUUGGUCAUUUCAACAAAAAUAUUUGACGGAAAAGUUGACAUAAAUUCUAUGCCAAAUACAGCGGUAUAUCCACAACUAUCACGUUUGUAACAAAUAUAUCCACAACCAUCGAAAUACACGAAAUAUCAAAAAAUCGGAAGGUUGUAUGACAAAUCUGUCCACUUUCGUCUGAAACUAUAACGGUGUUAGUGACGCCGUUAAUUAUUGUGACGAAAUGCUGACUAGAAUCCAAAUCGCCGUCCACAUUAGCAACAAAUCAACAUAAUAUUAGAGUUAAAUGACACGUCAGAAAUUAAUUAAUAAAAAAUUAAAAAAAAAUUCGGCGAUCAACCCCAUAUUUCCGGCCACGCUAUCCCAACACCGAGCUUCGUUACCAAGCGGCCAAAUCCCAACGUCGAGUUUUGUUUCCUCCUCUAGCUUCCUCUCACGCUCCCGUCGCCGACAUCGAUCUUGGUCUUUUGCUUUCUCCCCCGCUGCUAUUCUUAUCCCAACGCGCCUCGCUCACUUAAUCCAUCUUUGCAUCGGGGUUUGGAUGCAGGGAGAAGGUGAACAAUGGGAAAAACAACAGCUACAGAUCCCGAUGACGAACAUAGGGAGAAGCGGAGAAUGAGGCAAAAUACAAAGCUGUCGGAAAGCUUCGACGACGAUGAGAGCGUGUCUCCAUCGGAGUCAUCUGCAGAGGAUACUCGAUCUCCUCCACAAACCGCUCUCGCAAUUGGGGCACGAAACUGGGUCGUCAUCUUACUGCGCUUGGCUCCACACUCGGACGAAUUUCAUCCCACCACCACCCCUUCCAAUUACCUAGCAAACUCUCACCUUCACCGGUUGUGCUGCUCACUGCCUCUGAUUUAAUCGACAGGUAAAACAUGAUCAAUGGGAGGAGCGGUCCAGUAGAGGCGUGAACUAUGCAGGGGAGAGGGGAAUCAGUGUCUUCUUCACCUAGGAAUCGAGAUCUGGGCUGGGAAAAAUCCGAUCUUCGACUGCUAGUGGAGAUGCGGAUGGCGGCAGCAGGAGAAGAUUAAGGGAUGCUGAUGAUUAGCGGAGCCGGGAGAAGGUCAUCCUCGUCGUUGUUCCCGGCGCCUUCACCCCACCCCCACGUGCAAACCAAAUUGAUUCUCAAUUGAAUCAUAGGAUUCAUUCUAGGGCGAAGGUUUGGUGGACUUUUAGAGGGAUGCCGGAACCCCGUCGUUGGGACUUGGGAUAAGAUCACGGACCGCCGGACGAGAUUGAAGAAACAUUCCACUCGAAGAAGGGGAUUUUGCGUUUGGCAAUAGAGAGAGAUCGAAGAUGGGGCUCUGAGGAAGAAAAUGAGAGAGGUGGGAAGACGAUGAGAUGACGAUGGGAAGAGGAAAAGAAGAUUUUUAUCUCUUUUUUUCCAUUAUCCACGUGUAAUGGUGGGGUCCGGAUACUAUAACAACACUUCACUAAAAGUGUUGUUAUAAUAACAACAGGAUUCAUUA
Molecule: messenger RNA, 1876 nt
Organism: Linum trigynum
Lineage: Eukaryota; Viridiplantae; Streptophyta; Magnoliopsida; Malpighiales; Linaceae
Source: the annotation of a GenBank genome assembly